AUGCACAAUCCGCCGGAACUACACGAGCAGCACCAGGAGCAGGACGAGCCGCCGGCGGCCUCAGGCUUGGCUCCUCGCACGCCGUCCAUUCUGGUGGUCGACGAUAGUCGAAUCUCGCGCCAGAUUGCAGAGCGCAGCCUGUCUAGGGCAAAGUUUCACGUGGAGGUGGCCCCGGAUGGUGAGGUAGGGUUAGCGAGACUUCAAGCCCAACCGUCGUCUUUCGACCUGAUCCUCCUGGAUGUGGUCAUGCCAGGACUCGACGGUGUGGAGGUGCUGACUCGCGUCAAGCAAGACCCCCAACUGAGCCAUAUUCCGGUGGCGAUGUUGUCCGGCCUGGAGAGCGAAAGGCUGGAGGAACUGUGCCUACAGCAGGGAGCGGUGGUGGUGCUUCGCAAGCCCCUCACCGCGGAGAUGGUGAUCCAGGUGGUGGACGCGUGCUGUGAACAGCGGGAGGGAGCGGCGGCGGGGGCGGGGGCGGGGGCGGGGGCGGGGGCGGGGGAAACUCCGCCGCCCUCGGGGGGGGGAAGCCACAGCCCGCUGAGAGACUUGCCGCCGGGGGUCGACGCGUCGGCCAGCUUUGAGCAUGCAGAGGCGUUUCCUUCGACCGGGGCGGGAUUUGCGCCAGGGGUUCCACCGCCACCAGAAGAACCAUAUCCUGCAGAGACAAAAGUUGCUCUCGGGAGUGCUCGCACCGAGGGGGGUGGGGGCGGGGACCGGGGGUUGUCCGAGAGCCCUUCCCGAAGAGAAUCUGCAUCGUCGACGCUUCCCACGGCGAACAUGGCCGUGUUGGUCGUGGAAGACUCUGUGAUUUCAAGCAAGCUGGCCAUCCGGAAGCUACGGGCGUUAGGGUGCUCGACGAUAAGCGUGGAGAACGGCCGUGCGGCCCUGGACUUGAUGCGGGGCGACCCGGACCGAAUAAGCCUCGUUCUCGCCGACGUCAUCAUGCCCGUCAUGGACGGCAUCGAACUCUUGCGCAUCGUAAAGGACGACCCGAUUCUGCGCAAGAUUCCAAUUGUGGUGGUUUCGAGUCUAGAGAGACGGGAGCUGGUCGGGGGCGCUGGCUGUGCUGCGAAAACCCUUCAGGGCGCUCGAGAUCCAAGAGAUCGCGGCUCAGGCAGGCCUUGCGCUCCCGAAAUCGCCUACGACAGCAGCUAA
Molecule: messenger RNA, 1155 nt
Organism: Ectocarpus siliculosus
Lineage: Eukaryota; Phaeophyceae; Ectocarpales; Ectocarpaceae
Source: the annotation of a GenBank genome assembly